AUGUCUUAUUAUCAAGAACCAUAUUAUAAUAAUGUUUCUGCCGACCAGCCAGAAUCAUAUCAAAGAGGAUAUGAUGGUGGAGGACAACCGGCAAGCAAUUAUACUAAUCCACGAGUUCAAGAAAACAAUAAUCCUUACUCAACACCAAAUUUAAAUACAAGAGGUUCGGAUUCUUACAUGAGCUCUUCUACGGCUGUAGGUACACCACGUGGUAGAACAGAUGAUAACGACAGUGCAUCGAUAACUUCUUCCAUUUAUUCUCAACCAAGUGUUACGGGAGGUGCGCCUUCAAGUAAUAUGCAAUAUUAUCAAGGACAAUCUUUUAAUCCAAUAGAGCCACGCGGUCAGUUCGUGCGUAAUGAGCCGCAUCUUCAUCAUGAUGAUGAUCCACCUUCCCCUUCCACAAAUACACAGAGUAGUGCAGUAGGACUCACAGCAGGAUCUCAACAAUGUUAUCAGAAUGAAAAAAAUUAUAUACCGGACUAUUUGGAAGAAAGUCAUUAUCAAGAUUUUCCACCAAAUUCACAAGUACAAUUUGAAGUUUAUGAUGAUUCAAAUAUUAACUAUCAGAAAGGUGAACCGUAUGAUCAACAUUAUCAAAAUCAUUCCCCAAACUCACAACCGCAAUUAGAUGUUUAUAAUGAUUUUAAUAACAUUAAUAAUAACUAUCAGAAGGAUGAACCGUACGAUAGUCGUUAUCAAGAUUAUUCAACAAAUCCACAACCGCAAUUAGAUGUUUAUAAUGACUUUAAUAACAACUAUCAGGAGGAUGAAACUUACGAUGAUGACGGAACACGCCAUAAUACACUAACAGGACAUGAUCCCAAUUCAUAUGCUAUGAAUAUUGAUAAUGUAAUGGGCACAGGAAAGGCCCGACAUUCCGCAACCGGAGAUCACUUUGUAGUUACCCCUAAAAAGGGACGACGAUGUGCUAUCUGUUCAAGAAAAACUUGCGUGAUAACUAGUUUUAUCAUUUUAGUGUUAUUAGCAGGUGGAAUGUAUUUUGUAUGGCCACGUAUUCCUAAAAUUGCAAUUUUACCACCAUCACCAGUGGGUAAUCCAGUAAUUACCUUAAAUCCCGUAGCUGCAAAAUUGGAUAUGGAAUUGCAAAUCGAAUUUGACAAUAGAGAGAAUUGGUUACCCUAUAAAUUCAAAUCAUUUAAUGUUGAUGUCUUUAAUGAGGCAAGACUUAGUUCAUAUAACAGACCACUUACUACUAGUAGCAAAAAAGGGUUUUCAAUUCCAGGAAGGGCAAAAUCAAUAAUUUUCGUUCCUAUUUCGAUUGAUUAUAGCGGUUCACUACCAACUGAUGCGAUAGUUCAAGAUUUUAUUAGCGCAUGUACUCAACCACCGGAAGGUGAAACUAGGGGAGUUUUGAAUCUUAGUUUUGACUUUAAAAUGUUGAUAUGGGGAUUAGAUUGGGUUCAGAAACCAAUAAAACGCGUUCCAUUAUCAGACUUCCAAUGUCCAUUUGAAGUUACACGUCCAUCAGCAUCGGAUGCACCUGCGGACCCC
Molecule: messenger RNA, 1515 nt
Organism: Funneliformis geosporum
Lineage: Eukaryota; Fungi; Glomeromycota; Glomeromycetes; Glomerales; Glomeraceae
Source: the annotation of a GenBank genome assembly